AUGAGGGUACACGGUAACCUCGUCAGUAGCAGUUUCGUUGCGCUAGCACUCGCCUCGGGUGUUCAGUGUCUUCGCAAGGUCAUCUACUUCGACCAAUACCAUACAGCGACCUUGCCGCCUCGCAAUGUGACUUCGGGUAUUACACACGUCGUCAUGGCUUUUGCCAACUCCUCACUAUUCAUUGGGGACACGGCCGGCCCGUACACGCCAUUCAUGAAUGUCAGUGACGUCCGCAACCUGUUCGAUCAAGGGACACAGAUCGGUAUUGCUCUUGGUGGAUGGGCCGACACAGCUGGGUUCAGUGCUGGGUCCAAAGAUGAUGCUUCGCGGAAGACGUAUGCCCAGAAUGUCGCCGACAUGGCGGAUAGCCACGGGUUUGACUUUGUUGACAUUGACUGGGAGUACCCGGGCGGUAACGGAGCCGACUAUAAGGAAGUUCCUAACUCCGAGAAGGUAGACGAGAUACCAGCUUACCCGAAGCUGCUCAAGGAGAUCAAGGCCGCCAUCAGCCCGAAGCCCCUGUCCAUCGCCGUGCCGGGACUUCCAAGGGACUUGCUUGCUUACAACGAAGAGCAGUCUCCUGACAUUUGGGCAGCUGUCGACUUCGUCAACGUGAUGUCUUAUGACUUCAUGAACCGCCGCGACAACGAAACUAAGCACCAUACGGACCUCCGCACUUCACUUGAAGCUGUAGAUGCAUACCUGGACCUGGGGUUAUGCCCCAGUAAAAUCAACCUUGGAUUCGCAUUCUACGCAAAGUAUUUCCAGACCGAGCCCGGCGUCGACUGCUCAGCAACACCAAUCGGUUGCCCCAUUGUCAAGGCCGAAAACGACGACGGUAGUGACGCAGGGACUAGUGGAUCGAUGACAUUCGAAACUGCCAAUGUUGCCCCCAGCGUACCGGGAAAUCUGUCGACGAGCACAGACGGGUCUUGUGGUACGGGCACACCAUUCACCUGCCAGGGCGUAGCAGACGGCCAGUGUUGCAGCCAGUACGGCUUCUGCGGCUCGUCAGCCGCACACUGCGGUACUGGGUGCCAGUCCGACUAUGGCACUUGCUCUGGACCUGCUAUUCUUGAUUCCUUUUCCAAGGCUCUAAAGAAUGGUAUCACCGACGACGAGGCUGGAGGUCAGUGGUACUGGGAUGCAGAUGCCGAGCUGUUCUGGACAUACGAUACGGUGGCUCUGAUGCAGCGCAAGUACACUGAAAUUGUCAAGGCCAGGGGUCUAGGUGGUGUGAUGGCCUGGUCGCUGGGAGAGGAUAGUUAUGACUGGAGCCACCUUCUUUCGCUUGUGCACGACACUCGAGGCAUUCGCACCGCCAGAAGGGGCCCUGUCAAGACAUCUGGCUUUCACCAGGGGCGUGCCCUACCGCUGGGAUCUCACAGGUCCCGCCAUGUUUGA
Molecule: messenger RNA, 1404 nt
Organism: Neoarthrinium moseri
Lineage: Eukaryota; Fungi; Ascomycota; Sordariomycetes; Amphisphaeriales; Apiosporaceae
Exons: 3
Coding region: 1-1404 (467 amino acids)
Biological process (GO): carbohydrate metabolic process; chitin catabolic process
Cellular component (GO): extracellular region
Molecular function (GO): chitinase activity; chitin binding
Source: RefSeq, a predicted model, not a curated record